This is a messenger RNA of Capsella rubella, 1430 nucleotides long. RefSeq names its product U-box domain-containing protein 4. The transcript has a single exon. Gene Ontology annotation, molecular function: protein binding. The record is from RefSeq and is a predicted model, not a curated record. Gene Ontology annotation, cellular component: nucleus; cytoplasm. The coding region runs from base 166 to 1236 and encodes 356 amino acids. Lineage: Eukaryota; Viridiplantae; Streptophyta; Magnoliopsida; Brassicales; Brassicaceae.
CCUUCUCUCUCUCUGUCUGUAGACUAGACUCUCUCUCUCUCUCUCUAGCUCAUUCUUCUUCCUUUGGCUACACACACACCCAAACAAAUAUUCCUGACAGGCAACAAACCCUAAGCAUCCACGUUUUUUGAUGCUUUGAUUUUGAUCGAUCUUCAAUCCAUAGAUAUGGAGAUGGAGAUGGAGAAUCAUCGCUCCGGCGGCUUCACCUACAUGGGCCGCAAAUUCAGCGAUAUAAGUGUCAACGACUCCUCCUCCGCUUUCAGCGAUUGCAACAGCGACAGAUCCGGCGAGUUUCCCACCGCUUCCUCCGAGAGCCGUCGUCUCCUUCUCUCCUGCGCCUCUGACAAUUCCGAUGAUCUCAUCUCUCAUCUCGUCGCGCAUCUCGAUUCCUCCUCCUCUUCGAUCGACGAGCAGAAGCAGGCUGCUAUGGAGAUCAGGCUCCUAUCCAAGAACAAACCUGAGAAUCGGAUCAAGAUCGCCAAAGCCGGUGCCAUUAAGCCUCUGAUUUCUCUCAUCUCCUCUUCGGAUCUUCAGCUCCAGGAGUACGGAGUCACCGCAAUUUUGAACCUCUCCCUCUGCGACGAGAACAAAGACCUUAUUGCUUCUUCCGGUGCCAUUAAGCCGCUCGUCAGGGCCUUGAAAAUGGGAACUCCCACGGCUAAAGAGAACGCCGCCUGUGCUCUCCUCCGUCUAUCGCAGGUCGAGGACAACAAAGUCGCCAUCGGAAGAUCCGGAGCCAUCCCUCUGCUUGUGAAUCUUCUGGAAACAGGCGGAUUCAGAGCCAAGAAGGACGCAUCCACGGCUCUGUACUCGCUUUGCUCAGCUAAAGAGAACAAAAUCAGAGCCGUACAAUCGGGAAUUAUGAAGCCGCUGGUGGAAUUGAUGGCGGAUUUCGGAUCCAACAUGGUGGAUAAGUCGGCGUUUGUGAUGAGUCUGUUGAUGUCGGUGCCGGAGUCGAAGCCGGCGAUUGUGGAGGAAGGAGGAGUUCCGGUGCUGGUGGAGAUCGUUGAGGCGGGAACGCAGAGACAGAAAGAGAUGGCUGUGUCGAUAUUGCUUCACCUUUGUGAGGAGAGUGUUGUGUAUAGAACCAUGGUGGCUCGAGAAGGAGCGAUACCUCCGCUAGUGGCUCUGUCUCAGGCAGGAACAAGUCGAGCUAAGCAAAAGGCUGAGGCAUUGAUUGAGCUUCUAAGGCAACCAAGAUCCAUUAGUAAUGGUGGCAGAUCGUCCCAACUCUGAGAUGUGAGCUUUUAGAUAUUUCCUUGUUCCCCUUUUGUUUGAUCUUUUUUUUUACACUCUUUUUUUUUUCUUUUACUGUUAAUGCGAAGAUACAAACAACAAACAAAUCAGAAAAAGGAAAAAAAAAAUGUAAAUAGUUUACAUGUAGAAAAAUUAGUGGGUUUGUAAUUUAUCUUGAGUUUGGUUUUUUUUUU